AUGCCUUUUGCAUUGUCUAAGAUUACUAGUAAAGCUUGUCAAGGUAUGGAGAUUCGAUUUGAGGACAAAGUUUCCAAGAUCAAUUUGAUUUGUAUUCCUAUGAAAGGAAUAUAUGUGAUUAUUGGUAUGGACUGGCUAGUAGUAAAUAAUGCUAUGCUUGAUUGUGUAAGAAAGGUGGUUUCAUUACCAAUGUGGUCUGCAAUAAUGGAUUCAUCUAAGCAACCUAAGUUCUUGUUGAUGGUUAGUGCUAAGAAGUUGAUUCGGCAAGGUUAUAAUGCAUAUAUAGUGUUCUUUGCCUUUAGUACAGUGUAUGAUAGUAGAAUCGAGAAGAUUGAGAUAGCAAGCGAGUUCCCUGAGGUGUUUUCAAAUGUAGUGACUAGUUUAACUUCAGGAAGGGAAGUUAACUUCUCAAUUGAUUUGGUUCCUAGAACCAAACCAACAUCAAAGGCUCCAUAUAGAAUGUCACCAUCAACAUUGGCUGAGUUAAAGAAGCAAAUUGAAGAUUUACAAAUAAAGGAUUCAUUAGACUAA
This is a messenger RNA of Prosopis cineraria, 531 nucleotides long. RefSeq lists its product as uncharacterized. Lineage: Eukaryota; Viridiplantae; Streptophyta; Magnoliopsida; Fabales; Fabaceae. The coding region runs from base 1 to 531 and encodes 176 amino acids. The transcript has a single exon. The record is from RefSeq and is a predicted model, not a curated record.